UCCAACCUCUCAUUUAACCGGGUCCUCCCUGAAUACUUAAGGAGCUUUCCAACGCCGUGCAGGCCUUUAGAGGAACUUAGUGGCUCUGAGAACAGGCUUUUAAUAGUGUUAGCAGAGAAAACUGGAAGACUUCAGGUGUCCAACAUGUCCAUCGCCAAGGCAGCGGCCCAGGCCAUGCUAUCUGAUGCCCUGCUGCCGGACAGCGGCGGGAUAAACCGGAUCAGCCACUUGGAGCUGGAGCUUCCUCUGGACAAGGUCAUCAAAUACGUGUCCGUGGGCCUCCCACUGCUGCUGGUCUGCAUGGCCUUCGCCCGAGAGAUCUCCCUGGGGCCUCAGAUCAGCUGUUUCCCUCCGAGCAACUUCACCAUCAAGCAGGCCAGCUAUGUCGACACAUACUGCUGGGACUCCCUCAUGCAUCACGAGUUUGACAGCGAUGGGAACUUUGAGGAGCGCUCGCUGUGGGUGCACAAAAUGUUCCCCUACUCUCUUCUGGCCAUGGCGGUGCUCAUGUACCUGCCGGCUCUAAUCUGGCGCCAGCUCGUCAUGCCCACAGUGGGCUCAGACCUGCUCUUCAUAAUUGACGAAUUAGACAAGUCGUACAACCGCUCCAUCCGACUGGCCCAGAACAUCCUGGAGAUGCGCCAGAACACUAAGAAUCCCCUUACAUUUCAGGCCGAGCUGCAAAGGGCCAAGAAGAAGCGAUACUUUGAGUACCCCCUUCUGGAGAGAUACAUGCAGUGCAAACAGAAGUCCUACUUCCUUGUUAGCAUGCUUUUCCUUCGUGGCUUCCUCCUCCUGACCUUCAUGACGGCGGCCUGCCUCUACCUCGCCUACUUCCACCUUUCUGCCUUUCUGCAGGAUGAGUUCAGCUGCUUCGUCCGGACAGGAAUGCUUCGAGAUCAGAACUGGGUUCCUGAGCUGGUUCAGUGUAAAAUGAUCGGUCAAUUGGUCUUCCAAGUCAUCAGUGUAGCCAACGGUGCUAUUUAUGUUCUGUUGGCGCCCAUCGUCCUCUUCAGCCUGAUCCGACUCUUCGUUUGGGACACCACCUUCCUCUCAGUCUACGAAGUCCUUCCAGCCCUGGAUCUCAUCAACCGUCAGAAGCUCGGUUGUCCUUUGAAUGACCUCAACGUCCUGCUGCUUUUCUUACGCGCAAAUAUAGCACACCUGAAAUCUUACGGCAAAGUCAGGGCUUUGUGCUCGCUUGCGCCACCCCAGGUAGGCAACGUCACCGCAGGGCAGGGCUUGAACGCGAUGCUUACACAAGAAGAGAUGGAAGAGCGCGAGGAAGCUGCAAUGGAGCUGGCAGAAGAAGUGGAGGAGGCCAAGGAGGAAGGGAAGCUCAACCUGGUGGACAUCAUGACUAUUCUGGGAGCAGCACAGGGCAGAGUGGUAAACUGCAGCGAGACGAGGCCUCUGGUGGAGGAGAAUAUGAGCUUUGGUACCGUAACACUUAUCUACACACUCAAACGUAUUCUGCUAGUAGCUAUUUUUGUCUACAUCAUUUGGGAUGUUCAAAAAAUUAUCAAGUAACGACAGGUUCUCAGAAUAGCCAUGUUUCCAUCAUCACAUUUUUAAUUAUCACCUCAGAAAAGGUUGGAUGGAAAUGGCAAAAUUUACAAAAACAUUGACAGCUUUGCAAAAAAAGGUGUUGUGAUUUUCACCUUUUUUAACAGAAUUAAUGCACUCAAUAGGAGAGCACUUCAUACUGCAAACAUUUAACGCUUAACUGUUCUUGGAUCUUCUCAUAAAGUGCAAAAACACGGUUGAUAGUAGCAAUAGGUUGAGUAGAACAGAGAAGGAAAAAAAAAUUAUAGAUACAAAUUAACUUUAUUGAUCCCCAGGGGGAAAUGAUAUAAAAUAAAUGAAGAAUGAAUUAUUACACUGAGGUGUUGUAGAUUCUGAUGGCAGUUUGCAUGGAGGAUCUUCUAAACCUCUCAGUCCUGUAUCUAAUGAGAUUACAGGUGCACUGCAGCUGCUCUUCUGAUUUGUCAAAAUGUGAUGUAGAGGAUGAUCAGGAUUUUUCCAGAUGUUUUCCACCUUCAACCUUCCUCAGUGUGCAUCUCUUCACCACAGUCCCCACUGCUUCCUUUUUCAAUCAAAAACAGCAGUAAAACGCUCUACUGAUUCAAUUCUAUGUUCAUAACAGUUAUUACACUUUAUUUGUUCCCAACCGCUUGAUGGAAGCAUCUUAUUACGUCAGUUGGUUUAGAGAGUUAGCUUGAAAACAUAGCAAAGGAAUAAAAGUACUCUACAUUUA
This is a messenger RNA of Sphaeramia orbicularis (orbiculate cardinalfish), 2257 nucleotides long. Its product is annotated as pannexin-3. The coding region runs from base 145 to 1530 and encodes 461 amino acids. The transcript has 5 exons. Gene Ontology annotation, molecular function: wide pore channel activity. The record is from RefSeq and is a predicted model, not a curated record. Lineage: Eukaryota; Metazoa; Chordata; Actinopteri; Kurtiformes; Apogonidae. Gene Ontology annotation, biological process: cell-cell signaling; monoatomic cation transport; positive regulation of interleukin-1 production. Gene Ontology annotation, cellular component: plasma membrane.